Molecule: messenger RNA, 2199 nt
Organism: Mya arenaria
Lineage: Eukaryota; Metazoa; Mollusca; Bivalvia; Myida; Myidae
Exons: 10
Coding region: 1-2199 (732 amino acids)
Biological process (GO): negative regulation of apoptotic process; regulation of cell cycle
Cellular component (GO): spindle microtubule; cytoplasm; nucleus
Molecular function (GO): cysteine-type endopeptidase inhibitor activity involved in apoptotic process
Source: RefSeq, a predicted model, not a curated record
AUGGAAUCUGAAGAUCUUAUUAACGAAGAAGAUGACGAUGCAUAUGAUCCUGAUCCCUUUUACAGACAAUUUUUCAGCGAGUCAGCACGACUCGAAACGUAUAGAGAUUGGAAAUCUGUGAUAAGUCAAGAAGAGUUGGCAAAAAAUGGAUUCAUUUACCAACACACUGGGGAUCGCGUUCAGUGUGUGUUUUGUCGAAAAUGUUUUUCUGACUGGAAGCCAGAAGACCGAAUCCCAAAUGUUCAUUAUCGUUUCAGCCCAGAAUGUCCCUUUGCUGCUGGAUUUGAAACAAGAAAUGUACCUCUGAGUGUGUGCCAACAUCCUGUCAAAUUGUUCCAUGUGUCGGAAGAAAAUCACAGGCAGAGUACAGGCUCUAUUGUGAUGGCAUUAAAUGGCUACAUCGGAUGGGACCAAACCACAGUCAACUGCGCGUUUACACAGAGCAAACUGGGAAGUUUUGUUUUGAUAUUGAAUUAUUAUGACUGUAUCGAUAACUGCCAGUGCGACGACUGUAAAUUGUACAGACAGAAGAUGGAUUUGAAUGAUUCCAAUGCCAUGAACUGUGAGAUGGAUGAGCUGGCUAACACCGUAAAAACACAGAAAUCAGACAACAGCAAUACCUUACCGCAACAAACCGAAUCGAUGAGUGUUGAUAUGUUGGAUAAGGAAAUGUUCAUGAAUUAUUAUGAAAUGUUCAAACCGCAGAUGGAUUUAAACGAUUCCAGUUCCAAUGCGGGAAUGAAAAGAAAAGUGGAAAAUGGUGAGAUGGAUAACAUUGUAAAAAGACAGAAAAUAGAAUACAGCAAUACCUCCCCCCAGCAAACCGAAUCGAUGAGACACUACUCAACUGAAGACGAAAAACUACAAGCAAUGGCAAAAGACUAUUUGCGAGAUGCGGCAGAGUCUUGUAUGGAUGUGAGCAUGGAUGAGAAAGAAUUCAGCGCAGUAAAAAAGACUUGUCGAGUGUUGACAAAAUGUGCUGUUACAAGCGUUGAAGAUCUCAGCACCAGCGACAACAGUGAGAAAAAUGAGAAUCACGAAGCACUUCGCCAGUUCUUCGCCAGGCGUGGGAGACAAGACGGCAGUUCAGAUGCAGUCGUCCUGUGUGUCAGAAAGCUGGUGAUCAAAAUGGUUGAAGGCAGUACCCAAGAAAGUACAUUUACAACUCUGUAUGGCUGGUCUGACCUCAGUGGAAGUUGUUCGUUUAAAUGGUUUCGGGACAUUGAAGUAAAACAACACGAGAAUGUCCCACCAAGAGUGAAGGGCUGCCUGUUUGCUUCAGAUUCCCAGUCCUCCUCGCUGAUGAUUUCUGAAGUCCUUACGCAGUCACCCCAGUCUUCAACCUCAGUUUGUACAGAAUCAUCAACACCGUGGCCAGAUGCUAGUCACAUUGACGUGAACGAGUUAGUAUCUGCUGGCCUAGUAUACUCAGGUGUGGGCGAUGCUGUCCGUUGUUACUAUUGCGGCGGUGGUCUAAAACAUUGGGAGAUCGGUGAUGAUCCGAUGUAUGAACAUGCGAGAUGGUUUCCAACGUGUCCGCAUAUCGUUAUUUGUAAAGGAAAAGAUUACGUUGAAAAAGCAAGGCUGGGUGAACAGCCAUCCAUAUCAAAACAAAAGGAAAAGGUAAACCAAUCCGAUGAACAGGAAUCAUCAAUUUCACGCCAAGAAACAGCCAUGGAAGCAGCGGCCGAGUUUGGUUACCACAUGGAUUGGAUACGCAUAGCUGCUAGAAUAUACAGUGAAAGAGAAGGUCCGAAUUCGCAGUUUCAAGCGAGCGAUCUUAUGUCAAUUCUGAUGGAGAUGGAAGACGAUCCAAGUAUGGCGAUAAACUAUACUGCUGGUUCUGGUUCUUGCUGUGUAACUGAACAAUCCCAAGAUAGUCCAUCAAAUGGGCUAGAAACUGAUCUAGAAGCAUUGCAAGAAGAAAAUCAAAAUCUGAAGGAUAAGCAAAAUUGCAAAAUUUGUCUUGAAUGUCUUGCCGAUGUGAUCUUCCUUCCUUGUGGGCAUAUUGUAACUUGUCCACAACCCGAAAUAAGUUCAUGCUUCGGUGGUGUAUUUGCUUUGCUCACCCAUGAUGAGAGAGUUGUUCGUGGAAUGCCCAGUUCCCUCGCAACUGAUCCAACAGAACGUUUACUUUCGGCCAAGAUAUUUACGGCAUUUUGUUUAAACUCCAGUGAUCUGUUCAUACCUGUUAACUGA